Talaromyces proteolyticus is the source of this 2907-nucleotide messenger RNA. Its product is annotated as ribonuclease H-like domain-containing protein. The record is from RefSeq and is a predicted model, not a curated record. The coding region runs from base 7 to 2907 and encodes 966 amino acids. Gene Ontology annotation, molecular function: RNA binding; protein binding. The transcript has 3 exons. NCBI's taxonomy places the organism in Eukaryota, Fungi, Ascomycota, Eurotiomycetes, Eurotiales, Trichocomaceae.
CUAAUAAUGAAGCUUAGACAAGACAACAAGGACUAUCCAAAUCCCAACCCAGAAGUUGAGCGAAUCGAAAACAAAUCCGCAGUUGAAGCGAAAACAAAAAAACGUAGCGAAACAAAUCCCCAGAGACCAGGGUAUGGCGUUGCGGGAAAAAAAGUCGUACUCUGGGCGAAUUAUUUCAAUCUCCACUCUAAGAAAGAUGUAGAAUUUUACCGCUACAGCGUUACGAUUGCUGCGGAUAGUAGAGGGAGAGUGCCAGUAGGCAAGAAAGUGAAGAGGAUUAUCCAGCUUCUCCUGGAAGACCAUCUUUUUGGGUCCUACGGAAGCAAUAUCGCUACCGACUUUAAGUCGAAUCUGAUCUGUCGGGUUGAGCUUGACCUGGACGAAGAAGACGAAGGCCAAGGCAACAAUGAGUUUGUUGUCACCUACCGAUCCGAAGAGGAAGAUGUACCCGCCCAGAACGCGAUCCAAUAUCGCUGUCGCAUCCAAUUCACAGGAUCGCUGACGCUGUCUGAGCUCGUCAAUUACCUGACCUCGACACAGGCUGGAUUGAUGUUUGGCUCGAAAGAGGAAAUAAUUCAGGCGUUAAACAUCGUCCUGGGUUAUUAUCCAAAGGCAGACGAUUCUACAAUAACGGUAGCGUCAAAUCGACAUUUCGACACAAAAGCUACAGAUCGAAUGAGCCUAGGUGCCGGCUUACAAGUAAUCCGAGGCUUUUUCAUGAGUGUUCGAACGGCAACGGCGCGCGUGCUCGUCAAUGUGCAAGUCAAGAACAUGGCUUUCUAUGAAAACGGACCCCUUGACAGGCUCAUGGGGGCCUUUAUGGCCGGCAACCGGGGGGCGAAUAAGGUCGACUUACUCAAAUUUGUAAAGGGGCUGACUAUUGAUAGAACACAUCUCGUGAACAAGAAUUCUACAGGUAAGCGAAUUCCAAAGCUUAAGAAAGUCGAGGGCUUCGCAACCAAGGAUGAUGGCCGCAGACUUGCACACCCGCCUAUUGUGCCGCAGUUUGGCGCUGGCGCGAAGGAGGUGCAGUUUUACUUGGAGGAUUCUCCUGUUGAUUCUUCGAGCAAACCCGGACCUGCAGCUGGUGGAGGUGGAAAGAAGGGCAAGAAGGGCGUGAAGAAAGCCGGUCCUGAUCCGCCACCUAGGGGCAGAUAUAUCAGCGUCUUUGAUUUCUUCAAAGAGAAAUACAAUACUACAAUCAAGGAUCCAUCCCUCCCCGUCAUCAACGUCAACGGAAAAGAUAACCCUUCGUAUUUGCCAGCCGAAGUCUGUGAAGUCCCACCAGGCCAGCCUGCACGCGCAAAGCUCAGCAGUGCACAGACGCAGCAAAUGAUUCGCUUCGCUGUGCGACGGCCUGUGCAUAACGCCAAGUCAAUUGUCACCUCUGGUGGGAAGUUGCUGGGAUUUGAGCCGACGAAUGCAACACUGGAUGCAUUCAACAUCACCGUACCGCCGAAACUGAUCACUGUCCCAGGCAGAGUAUUAAAUGCACCGGCAGUCAAAUACUCAACCCCUGGCGUGGUCAUGCCGCGGUUCGGAGGCUGGGACAUGCGGUCCGUAAAGUUUGCAACAAAAGCAGACCUGCCCUCGUGGACAUACUUGCGUAUUUCUUUGCAGGGUGGACGUAGCGCCUGGCCAUCCGAGGCAGAUUUCAUUGCAAAAAUGGAUGAGCUUCAAGCCAAACUCAGAGAACUCGGCAUUUCUGUCAACAAUUACUUGGCGGGAGGGCAUUUAAAUGCAAGUGGGCAACAGGUGGAAAAUGGGAUCGACCAAUGGAUACACAGAUUUGCUGUCAGUCCCAGACGCCCCAAACUGAUACUAGUGAUCAUCCCAGACGCCGCCAUGACUGUUGUGUACAAUCGCAUCAAAUACAUGUGCGACGUGAAGGAAGGAAUCUUGAAUGUCUGUGUCGUCGAUUCUAAAUUCUCUAGGGCAAAUCCCCAAUACUUAGCCAACGUGGGUUUGAAAUUCAACCUGAAACUAGGCGGUCGAAACCAGGCACUCGAUCCGCCAAAACUAGGCUUUAUAGGGCAAAAAAGAACCAUGGUUGUUGGAAUUGAUGGUACUCACCCGUCGCCUGGCUCCUCAACCAAAGCCCCCAGCGUGGCUGCAAUCGUCGCAUCUGUCGACGAAUGGCUGUCCCAAUGGCCAGCUGACAUCCGCGUACAGCCUGCCAGACAGGAAAUGGUCGCCGAUCUAGAAACGAUGUUUAAAUCGCGUCUGCUACUCUGGAGGGAACGAAAUAAGACCCUACCCGACAACAUUCUCGUGUAUAGAGACGGCGUCUCCGAAGGCCAAUACGACAUCGUUAUUAACGAAGAACUCCCAGCUCUACGCGCCGCCUGUAAGACUCUCUAUCCAGUAUCCGCCACUAAAUCCGACAAACCUCAUAUCACUAUUAUCAUCGUCGGAAAACGCCACAAUACGCGCUUCUAUCCCACGAAAAAGGAAGAUGCUGACCGUGGCGGAAACCCCAUGAACGGCACAGUAGUCGACCGCGGCGUGACAGAGGCCAGGAACUGGGAUUUCUUCCUUCAGGCGCAUACCGCAAUUCAGGGAACCGCCAGGCCAGCGCAUUACUAUGUUGUCUAUGACCAAAUAUUCCGUGAUUUGAAGUCAACGCAAUUCGCGACUGCUGCCGACGCGCUCGAGGAUUUGACGCAUAACUUGUGUUAUCUCUUUGGACGGGCGACAAAGGCUGUGAGUAUCUGCCCACCGGCUUAUUAUGCGGAUCUGGUCUGUACGAGGGCGAGGUGUUAUUUGAGUGGACUUUUUGAUCCCUCGUCAUCGUCGAGUCCGGAUACGAGUUCGGUGGGGACUGCUGCAGCAACAGGUCCGGCUGUUCCAGAUGCUAGUUUGGUGACGAUACAUUCUAAUGUUAGGAAUGCGAUGUUUUAUGUAUGA